UCGACUUACAGUGUGUCGACACAGGCAGCUGUUACGCAGCAAAGCUUUACAGUUUUUGCUAUUUUAAUCAUAUUUUUGAGUAGUUUAAGAAUCAAUGUCUCGAUUUAACAAUAAUCGCGGCGGCAUGGGGAUGAAUCAUUUCCAGCCACGCAGAGGAGGAGGACCCGGCGGACCCAUACGAGGUGGGCUGAUGGGAAACCCAAAUUUCAGGAAUCAUCCUUUUCAGAACCAGAAUCAACAACGUAGAGGGGGACACAACAACUUCAAUAGACCGCCUCACCAGGGGCCUCAGACGACUCCGCAGAAGCCACUACAGAACCAGGGACUACCCAUCAUUCCCCCGCCGACUCCGGGCCCGGCGCUCACCAUGAAAGGCCCGAUGCAGCAGCAGAAGCCGGAGGAGCCGCAGACACCGGCGACCCCCGCUACCCCUGCUACCCAGCCCAAGAUCCAGUCACCACCACCCAAACCAAACAUAACCUCCCCCCAGCCCAACCAGGAGAACAAGAACCAGAACCAGCAGAUCAAAUCACCGGCGGAAAACACCAAUGGACAGCAGCAGAAGCCGCUUCCGAGCCCAAAGUCAGGGCCCCCGCAAGGCCCCAAGUCAGGCCCCCCGCAAGGCAUGAAGCCGGGUCUGCAACAGGGCCAGAGGACGGGCCCCCCGCCAGUCCAGAGGACAGGCCCGCAAUCAGGCCAGAAGUCAGGCCCCCCGCUAGGCCAGAGGACGGGUCCACAGAUGACUCCUAACAAGCCCAGACAGGACCAGGAUCGCAAGGCCUCAAACGACAACUCCGACGAGAGCCAUCCUAAGGAAUUCAGGGCGACUCUGUCCAUGUUGCUGAAACCCGGUGAGAAGACCUACACACAGCGGUGUCGCCUCUUCAUCGGUAACCUGCCCAACGACAUCACGGAGGACGAGUUCAGGAAGCUGUUUGCCAAAUAUGGAGAGCCAAGCGAGGUCUUCAUUAACAAGAGCAAAGGCUUCGGUUUCAUCCGAUUGGAGUCCCGUGCACUCGCCGAAAUAGCAAAGGCAGAGUUAGACGACAUACCGAUGAAAGGAAGACCCCUGCGUGUCCGAUUCGCCACACACUCUGCAGCUCUGUCUGUGAAGAACCUGUCACCGUUUGUUUCCAACGAGCUCUUGGAAGAAGCUUUCUCACAGUUUGGCAUGGUCGAAAGGGCCAUCGUCAUCGUUGAUGACCGCGGGCGCUCCACAGGCAAGGGCAUUGUUGAGUUUGCGUCCAAACCCGCUGCCAGAAAGGCCCUGGACCGUUGCAGUGAGGGCGUUUUCCUGCUCACAGCGUCACCCAGACCAGUUAUCGUGGAGCCUCUCGACCAGUUUGAUGAUGAAGAUGGUCUACCAGAGAAACUGGCACAGAAGAACCCCAGAUAUCAAGCAGAGCGGGACGAACCCCCUCGCUUUGCUCGUCCAGGCACGUUCGAAUUCGAGUAUUCCAAACGCUGGAAGUCCCUUGACGAAAUGGAGAAACAGCAGAGGGACCAAGUGGAGAAGAACAUGCGUGAGGCCCGCGAGAAGCUUGAAAGUGAGAUGGAGGACGCUUAUCACGAACACCAGGCCAACUUGCUCAGACAAGAUCUAUUGAGGCGACAGGAAGAACUGCGGCGGAUGGAGGAGUUGCACAGUCAGGAGAUGCAAAAGAGGAAGGAGAUGCAGAUAAGGCAAGAAGAAGAGCGUCGCAGGCGGGAGGAGGAGAUGCUUCGCAAGAGAGAGAUGGAAGAACAGAUGCGCCGCCAGCGUGAGGAGAACUACAGAAUGGGCAACUUCAUGGAUAGGGACAGGGAAAUGAGAAUGAAUUCUGGCGGAGCUUUGGGAAUGGGUGAUAUGCCCUUUGCGGCCAACCAGAAGUUCCCUAUGGGUGGACUGGGCUUUGAGGGACAGCCGGGAAUGGGACCAGCUGCAGGAGGCUUAAUGAACAACGAAAUGCGCAAUGAGCGCUUCGCCCAGGGUGGUCCUAGGGGAAUGGGUCCUGGUAACCCCGGGUACGGCAGGGUCCGCGAGGAGUUUGAUGGUCCUACUAAGAAACCCCGUUUUUAAACGCUUCCCUUUGAUGCUCUUAGCAGCACCAUUUGUAUAGAUUCUCCAAAACAAAUAUGUUGAGCUACAUUUCUUGUAUUUAAGUUUAAAAUGUUGCUACGUUUUAGCUUGACACUUUUCUCUUUUUAUUACAAAGUCAAUAUUUUCAUUUAUUUUGUAUUGUCAGUAGUAUGAAAAAUAGGUCACAUUCGUGUGAUCCAUUAGUUCUAUCUAACCCCUGUAUGAUUUACUUUUCUAGAUGUAUUAUGCUCUGUGAGUCGUCGUGAAGUGAUAACUGUAAAAUAUUUCUCUACUUUCUAUGGCUGUGUUUUGUGCCAUACAUUUGGAGUCAAAGCAUGUAUUAUAAUAAAGAGACAUUGGUUCUAUCAGGACAAACCAAACAUUUAUUCUUAAAAGUUGAAUUAUUGUUCAAAAACAAUCAAACUCCAAUUGGUUGUUCACACUAAUUAAAUACUGUGGAUAGAUUUGCCACAUUAGGUCUUAAAGGCUCUAUGUGUUAUCUCUGCCACAAUCCUGAUAUCUUUUAUUCAGUGACAUAUAUUUAUAUAUAACAAAAUCUAAUAAACACAAGGCAUUGCUCCACGUCAAGCUAUGCUUGCUGCUAAUGCCCCAUGAUGUGCUCCACUUCCUUCCCUGUAAAUACAAAAAGGAUAACUUGUAAAUACUAGUAUCAGUCAAACAGUUAUGUAAAAUGACUGUCAUUGCCUUGUCAAAAUUUGAUCUUGAGCAAUAGUUAUUUAAGGAUCAGUGUGUAGGAUUUAGUGGCGUCUUGCGGAGAGGUUGCAGAUUGCAACCAACUGAAUACCCCUCCACCCUCCUUCUCCCCCUUGAAGUGUGUAGAAGAACCUCCAGUAGCCGUAAAGCUUGCAAGAAACCUGAGAGGCCCUUUUUAGAGUCAGUUCGGUUUAGUUUGUCUGUUCUAGGCUACUCUAGAAACAUGUCAGUGGUGGUAGUGUCACGGGAUUAUACACUGAUUAAAACAUACUUAUCAACAUAAUAUUCAAUUUUUACCAAGUCUGCUUCACUAGAGGCCACUAAGUUCUACACACCGGACCUUAAGUGGUGACGAUAUUGCACCCAGUGCUUAUGAUUAUAGUACAUGAACUGCAAUGAUUUAGAUAUUCAUGAUACAUGACAUUAAACUGUCCACAGAUAAAAUGGAGCCCUCUGGAGUUAUUUUCUAUAUUAUACUGAUUUGUUUCAUUAACACCUUUACAGUCAUUCUUCAGGAAAGCAGAAAUACUACACAUAGAACCUUUAAGAAAGCUUGUGGUGGAGUGUGUGGUUAUGGGUAACCAAGCUGGACACAAACUUGUCUACAUACUAUUACAUACAGCUAAUAUUACAUUUAGUCUACAUUGUGAAUAUCUUGUGUGCAUGCUUGGAGGCUGGAGUUACUGACUACGUUUACAUGCAGUCCAAUACACAACAACCAUAAUAAGAAACCACACGUCUGUGUUGCACAUUUUAAACCAGUAAAAGCUUUGAUAUCCAAACAAGUUGGCACCUGAAAUUUAGAAAUUUCAUAAGUGAUUGCGCACAUGUAUAUUCACUCACCAGUUACAAACACAUUUUUUGUAGUAAAUUGACUAGGAGCAUUGAAACAACAGUUCCUUGUAGUGUUUCUGCCUUCGAUGGGGCUGAAUUACUUUGUGAUGAUGUAGUUGCAAUGACACAACCUAGUUGCUACUGGGCUACUUAUCAUGCUUAGAUCACCUUGUUUGUGUUAUCUUUCUGAUGAUAACUGGACAUUAAGCUUUUUAAUCUUCGGCAACUUUCAUUUAGUAGUUGAGUAAAAACAGAGUUGCCCCUAACCUCAUUCCCUUAAAUAGCUAAUAACCAUGUCAAUAGUUAUUAUUUUUGACAUCCUUUACAAACUUGCAUGUAAACGUAGUCAUUUUCAGUUGUGGAUAAUUUUUGGGUACAAUAGAGGUCUAUAGCGUUAGAAAAUAAACAUAUAAGGAAGUCUUGAUUGAUGGAAUUGGUAGUAAAAAUGUUCUUGCUGUAGUUAAGUACUUAGUUGGCAUGAGUAAAUCUGCCUUAACAUGACUAACAGGUCCAAAGGUCCGAUUUUAAAAGCGUGAUAAUCACUAAGAAUUUAACCAAAUAUGUUUCAGAUUUGUAAUGUAUGUCGAUGUCAGACCAACAUCUCUAUUUAGCUAAAACAAAAAAACAAGCAAGAUCAAGACCUUCUCAGACGGAUGACCAAGUGACCUGUGCUCCUUUGUGACUUUUAAUUAAAAAGUUGUACAUACCUGACACAGGUGUGAUAAAAGUCGGCAAACGACCAUUUAAAAAAACAAAAAAAAACAAGUGGUACUGCAUUCAAGAAGACAAGAACAUCACUUCACAGGAAAAUCCAGUCUGAAUUUUCAGGGUGUAGUCCUGGCUGAUUGGUAACCAAUGAAAACUGCAUGGAGAUGACCUGUACUGCAGUGGAAGUUGUGGCUCAUCUGGGCCGAUGCUUUAUGCUUUCCAUUUUUGUCACCAAGGUUUCUUGGUUCAAUAAUGUAUAAACCCUGCUUAACUUUAUGCAGAUGAAUUUAUUAAUGUGUUGCACAGAUGUCUGGCUUGCGCCAGCUAUACGUAGAAAAGAUGAUUCUCUAAGCACCCUCUGUAGUUAGCCCUUGGUAACAGACGAGCACUUGUAUUACUUGGCUGUAUUAUAUCGCUUUAAAUUUUAUUAAUUCUCCCCAGAUCUGGCUAAGAUUUUUUUAUUUUUGGAUGGCAAGGGGUCAACCUUUGACAACAAACAACUCUCAAACAUCACUCUUCAUAUCAUUAAUGGAGUACAUUCAGCAAUACAUUUUGUCAUUCUAGGAGAUGUGUUUAUCUGCAGUUUCAUUAACAUGAUCUGUGGCAAUAUUACGAGAAACACAAACUAUCAAAAGAAAACAGAACAUUUAAGAACUUUGUUACACACAAAUAUCUGUUGUCACUGAUGAUGGAAUUUGAAAAUUAUAUUUUCACUCUGGCCCCACCCCAGUGAGGAGUCACUAUUAUUUUUGGAGGUAUCCUUGGUAUCUCUUUGGAAUCAAAACUUUGGACACCUUCUUUUCAUUCACUGACUUGCCUCAGCAAGUGCUUUCAGGGUUAUGUGGUAGGUGGAGACGGGCUGAAACCGUGAGUGUAAGUAAUCUUAUAUAAAUUACAACUUUAAUUUAAUUGUCGUUAAUUGUGACUAGUAUCCUUUGCACUUUACUGCAUUUAUGUUAAGAGAAUGGAAAAUAUGCUUGAUAAAUGAAGCAAAACCAGUUGUAAUACACAAUAUUCUUUUUCCUAGAACUAGCUUGACUGUGACAUUCUGUGGACUAUUGGCGGUGUAUUGACAUUUUUGUCUUGAGAUUAGCACCAUGUAUCAGUGUACUUUCUAGCACUUGUUUUUUACCCACGCCAUUCUUUUUCAAAUUACCAAAAUGAAUAAUAAGUGACUUUCCACCUUACCUGUGGACUCACACACAUAUUCUUCUGGAAACAGUUUUAGUCCAUCGUUGGACAUCAUUUUGAAUAUCAAUUGGAUUUUCAUUUGUCAAAUAGCAUUUGAAAAACAAUGGGAAGAUGUUAAAACAGGGGAGUACUUAAGAGAAAUUACGUAUUGAAGUACUUUAUAGUGUUAACUCUUGUGUACAGUAAGAUAUUUUCUCUGUACAUCUUUAAUUUAAGGCGUAUUAAAGAACUUAAUUAGUUGCAAUGACUAUCCAGUAAAAUGUCCUUGUUUGUGUUGCUUUUGAGAAUCCCACAAAGCUGACACCACUGCAAAAUAGAGGAUUUAAUUCACUUUGAAUUUGGUAAUGUUAUUACCAAUUAUCAUUUUCAUGGAGUGUUGAUUUGAAAUGUUACGUGUUUGUGUUAUGUACAUUUUUUCUUUAACAGGUUGGCCCAACCUUAAACAUUAUGGACUAUGGAAGGAAUUUUUGGCUGUAUAGCCAGGACUCAAGAAUGCUUGCGCAAAGAGACCUUAACACUGGACUUGAGUCCUGAGUUAGUAAUGUUCAGCUGGCAUUGUGUAAAAAGGUUACAAAGGAACCAUAAAGAGGUUUGGAAAAAGGUUGCCAUUUGUCGUCAACGUAAAUCUACCUUGAGCUGGUGUACUAUGGACAGAUAGUUGGUGCAUAAUGUCGAUUUAGCACUUUGUCUUUCCUAUGAAACCUGUAGAUAAAGUAUCACACCACUAAACUUUGAUAUUAUAUGAGCACAAAAGUGUAGAUCAUUUUUAAUGGAUUUAUGAGAAAUUUUUCAUAUAAUUUGGUAAUGUAAAUGCAGAUCCCCAAAAGUUUUGAUAGAUGUCACUUCAAAUAUCCAAUGCCUAUUUGUAUAAAAUAGCAAUGAUAUUUGACUCUUGUGGCUAAAAGCCCAGUGAUGGGAUCAGUGAAUUUCAUUGCUUUUGUUUUUCUUAGUCAUCAUACUGUAGUCAUCAUACUGUAGUCAUCAAUUUCACCGCAAAAUGGUCUAUCUAAUAUUUAUCGGAAUUAAGUAGUCAUUUUUUUGUAGAAAUAUCAAUCAGAUUGUGUGAAGGAAAGCCCCAUUGUAGACUACAGAAAAAGGUCUGUUGGUUUCUGGCACCUUACAACCGCUAAAUUUGCAGAACACUGCCGGUGUAUUAAUUUUCAGACCUCCAACUUAAAUGAACUAGUCAAGGAACAGCUGACUGAGGAUUUGUAUUUACUGUGGGUCAUCCCUGACGGUUUUCCAGAUUUGCUUUAUUCCUGGAGGAGUUUCUCACUUUAUCAAGACGUACAAAACAUUUUUAGGUUGACCACUCUUUAUGUAGCACUCUUUUGCAAACAGCCAGAGGCUGACUUUUUGAACACUUGGAUUUUCUAAUUAAAAUGUAUCCCCUUGAAGUAAUUCUUGUCACAUAGAAAAUUGAAAGUAAGAAGGAAAAGGUAAAUACCCACCAUUGCUCAAGAGUAAGAUAAUGAGGGAUAUAUUUUUGCCAUCUUGAGGAUAAAUAUUCAAAACAAAACGGUACUCAAAAUACUAUGGACCAACGUUUAAAUUUGAAAACUUGUAAUGUUAUGUCUGUGUGUUGGUGUUGUGUACAAUUUGUUUUCUUUAACAGGUUUGACCAUCUUUAAAGGUGUUGGACUAUGAGAAGGAACUUUCCAUACCAAGAAAUUCAAAAUCAGUGGAAACCACAGAUGUAGCAGUUAAAACAUUCAGCUGAAGUUAUUUUUAGCUUCUUUUGGAGUGGAGAAGCAAUCGCUCUCGAAUAGUUUAGAAAACUUGCAUUCUUUAUUGAUGGUGAUAGGUGGUUGCUCUGUAGCUUGGAUAGUUGGAAGAUGGACUUUUUAACAUCUGGCCAUUCUUCUGGUGGAAGUAAAAGUGUUUGAACUCACUGUGCUAAGCACACUUAACAUACUGCAUGGUAGUGUUAUUACAGAGGUUUGGAACUGGCAUUUCUCCUGUUGCAAGCACAUGACCCUGCGUUAUUAAAAUAAAAUAAAAAAGAAAUCAAAUCAUUAACACUUUCAUUCCUAAAUGGCAUUUCUUUGUCAAGAUUUGUUUAAAAGUAACAUCUAGCACACUUUAAAUAGGCCUACCACAAGUGGCAAUAUUACAGAAGUUUGGAACAGGGGUCUCCUGUAGCGCCAAUACAUUUUGACUUUGCUGUACUAAAGUAAAAAAGCAAAUCCAAUCAUUGACGCAGACCUUUAAGAGAAUGCCACAUACUACACUUUUAGUGUAUGUUUGAUUUUUUUUUUUUCUGCAAGAACAAAAACCGCUCAGUUCACAAACAUAUACAGGAGGUUACAAUAAAUAGCGUAUAUUGAAGGUAAGUCACAGGUUACCGGAGUUCAGGUUCAGGAGAAAUCUAGUCCAAAGUGAUUCGGAUAGAGCUGCUAGACUUUAUUGAACUGAUCUGUUUUGAUGUGUAGAAUACUUAAAUAUUCCAAAGGGACCAGCUCAAAUACAACCGUACACCAGUCCUUAAUAGGAAGACCCUUAUCACUAGUCUACCGUAACUUUAUUUUUCUAGCAGCAAAAGUAAAAAUCUUAUAUAACCUUUUGCUAGUUGUAUUUACACUUGGGAGGCCCAAAAUCUAUGACAUUGGAUCCAUUUCUAAUCUUUUGUCAGAUACCUUUUAUGUCUUACAUAAUGCAUCUCGCACACUUGACUAUAAAGGUUCGGAACAGGGUGUCCCUUAUUGCAAACACAUUUCACGUAGUGAUUGAUAUAGAAAAGGCAACCACCUCGGACACUAAAUAGAAUUUUAGAUUUGUUUUCGUAAUCUCAAACUAACUUAACACAUUACACUGUUUGCACAGUGGUUCAGAAUAGGAAUGUCCCUUAUUCCCAACACAUUUUGACCUUGCAUUAUUAAAGCAAAAAAGAAUCUGAUUUUUGAAACUGACAUUCUUAAAGAAGUUUGUCAAAAUAUGUUGAAAUGUAAUGUUAAGCACAGUUAAUGAAUUACUCAACAAUAUAACAAAGGAACAUGGAUAACUCACAAUUUACCCAACAUAUUUUGACCUUAUUGGAAUACAAAUGGCAUCUACCUUGGACACUUCAAUUCGUAUACAAUUUUUUAAAAACUAAUAUGAUAGGUACUGAACAUACUGAACUCAAAAACUAUAUUAUAGAGGUUUGGACCAGGUAUGUCCACCUAUUGCCAACACAUUCUGACUUUGCAUUAUUAGUGUAAAACUGGAAAACAAAACUUUGACACGGACAUUCCUAGAGAAUUCCCAACUCAAGUCUUGUGCAAAGGUUGCACCAAGCACACUUGCAGUAACUAUUGUAUAUUACUUGGGUUCACAACAGGGAUGUCCCUUAUUUCCACCACAUUUAGACUCUGAACUGAUAAUGUAAAAGUGGGAAUCAAAACUUCGACAAUGACAUUCUUAAAGACAAGUUCCAAGUCCAGAUUUGUUCAUAGAUAGCCUCAUGGCUUUUCUUAACUGUGCACCCCAACAAUAUUGGUUCCCUUUGGAAAAAAUGUCGAUGGAAAACUACACUACCAGACCUCACCUUCUCUGAUCACCAAACUACCUGAGGCAGGAAGUCCCAUGGAGUCUGUAACCUUGCGUUUGAAGAAAGAGUGGCGUGUUGUGCCGAGUGAUUGUGUGUGUUUCUUUGGGAAAAUGAGAGGUGUGUUAGCUGCUGUCAGCCAGCUUGUCAAAGACAGGCUGCCCCAAUCCACAAUAGAGGCUCUUCUCUGCAAUUGGGUUACAUUGACGAUGAGUAGUUCUGCAGAAGUCAGUGGACAGUAAAGCCUGGACUUGUUUGCACUGCAGCCAGAGGUAUGCUUACACAGAUCAGCUGAACAAGUAAGGUAAGUGUCCCAUCCAUGUUUAUAAUACAAGAUGCACAGUUCUCCCAUAACUUAACUCUUCUCUCUGUCCUCUCAUACCAUGUCACUGCUCAAGGUGACAUUUACAGGGCUUCUGGCAUCACACUUGUAAAGAAUGGCAUCACAGUGCAGAUCUUUUGUUCCUCUACCCUUUUGUGUGUGGAUGUGGCAAAGCAUUAUAGCCCGUGCAGUGUGUGUGUGUGGUUGUAGUACUUUGGCUUCUAUGUAUGUAUGCAUGAAAGGAACUAUGUAUGGACGGCUGAGUCACUGGUUCAUUACUACGGUUUCCAAACACAGAUGUGUGGAAUACAGUGCUGAAACCUGACACACAAUGCAAAUAAUGGGCUUGGAAGUGUAUCCUGGUUCAAAGUACAAAAGCAACAUUUUGUUUAGGCAGUUUAUAUCUUGAACCGUACUGUAUUUUUCAGGUAUUUCAGUAGUUUUUUUUUUCAUUCUCUAUCUGCUGAUUUCUUUGGUUUUGAUUUUAGUUUAUUAUAUUUAAAAAGUGAUCUGCAGUAUAAAAAGGCAGGUUGUGUUCAACAAUGAAGACCAGCUCAUGUGACAUCAGUUUCCACUUAAACGAAAGAGCUUCCUUUUAUAGUUUCUCUUCUUUGGGCCUGACUUGCAUCUUAAACUGUCAACUUUGUGUCUUUAAGCAAUGGUGCAGAGCAAAAAAUUCUUAUAUUGUAGUAUUUUCAUAUUUUUUAAAUAUUACCUUUAUAUUUAACAUAUAUACUUUAAACAACACUUUGCAGAUUUUGACAUCUCGAGAAAUAUUUUCUUAAAAUGUGGCCAAAAAAUGUCAACUCAAGUCAAUCAGUGCUGAAUUAGAAAACUACCAAAAAGAAAGUAAGAGCAUUGUAGUCAAGGAUUAAACUUCGUAUUAGUUGGAGGUUUUGUUUACAAUCUAUUGACCCUGUCAAAUCAGAGUUGUACCAUCUAUUAUCACUACUGCCGACCUUCUUUGUCUCUGGCUGAACACUGUCUGCAACUAUGAACAUGAAAUCAUGGUAUUGGCUUGGGGUGUUUUUGUAGUUUGGAAGUGAAGUGUCUCGUUGGGUUGUUCUGGGUGGGAUUGUAGAAA
Molecule: messenger RNA, 10438 nt
Organism: Scomber scombrus (Atlantic mackerel)
Lineage: Eukaryota; Metazoa; Chordata; Actinopteri; Scombriformes; Scombridae
Gene: sfpq
Product: splicing factor proline/glutamine-rich
Exons: 10
Coding region: 95-2059 (654 amino acids)
Biological process (GO): regulation of DNA-templated transcription
Cellular component (GO): nucleus
Molecular function (GO): RNA binding
Source: RefSeq, a predicted model, not a curated record